Messenger RNA from Meleagris gallopavo (turkey), 4660 nucleotides. NCBI's taxonomy places the organism in Eukaryota, Metazoa, Chordata, Aves, Galliformes, Phasianidae. The record is from RefSeq and is a predicted model, not a curated record.
AUGGCCCACAAGGUUGAUGAUAUGACACAGGAUUCAUGGGACACUCGGGUGGACAUUGCAAGAGAGGCAGAUGUGAACCAGAACAAUGGGACCUCCACGAAGAGCCCAGCGGUGACAGACUCCAAAGGCACAGCGGACCCGAAGAAUGCCUGGCCCCAGUCCCACCCAGCUGACACGGCCGGUCGCCCCCACUUGAUCCGCCUCUUUUCCCGAGAUGCCCCAGGGAGAGAAGACAACACCUUCAAAGAUCGGCCCUCAGAGUCAGACGAGCUACAGACCAUCCAAGAGGACAGUGCAGCAGCUUCAGAGAAUUCGGAUUUGAUGGCUUCACAAAAACGCUCCUCUUUCCGGCACGGAUCAAAAAUGGCAUCUGCAAGCACUACAGACCAUGCUCGACAUGGAUCUCCAAGGCACAGAGACUCGGGUCUACUUGACUCGCUGGGCAGAUUCUUUGGAGGUGACAGACACGUUCCCCGGCGGGGCUUCGGCAAGGUGAGCUCUGAGGAAUAAAGAACUGCACAGCCACAGAAAAAAAAAAGUACAAUUAAAGAGGAAGGGUGGGACUGAAAAGAAGGUGUAACAACGAUAAUGCAAGAGUUGACUUAGCCAGCAAGACAGUACUUGCAGUUGUGUAACUUAAUGCUUGGCUUUGAUCUGAAAAUAACAAAAAAACCCAUAGAUCUGAGAAACACAAGGAGCUAUUUCUGGGUUGUGACAAGGAGUAUUAGAAAUCCAGUUGGCUUUAGAAACAUUAUCAAGCGGAAUUUCUAUGAGCAUUCUAUACGGUGCAUUAUGUGCAUUUGUAUGCUGUGCUGUUUAGAGAGAGACAUGAGCCUGCUUUUGUGUUGUUUUUAAAUAUUUGCAAAACUGAGCUGGAUGAAAGCACUAAAUGCAAGAUGAUGGCUAGAUAGUUGGGCAGUAACUGUGGGACAGACUUGGAAUAUAUGAUGGAAAAAGAACGGUGGUCAGAUUCUCAGCCUGCUUGCAUAAGAGCGUAUUUUAAGGUCAGUUGAUAGCAUUGCUGAGGGGACAUGCUGAGUUGUGCAAAAAAAGUCCAGCUAAGACUUAUAUGUUGAGCAUUUAAUAUCUUAAUAUCAGAAAUUGUGUAACAAAAUCAUUUAUGCAUUCUGACUUGAAAAUCAAGGUAUAGAUGAAAGGAUACUGUACUGUUUCCUCACCUAGAAUUCAUUGGCAUUCUUUGAUAAGUAUGAUAGAUACUGUAUGUUGUUCACUGUUCCUGGAGAGCCAAAACUCAUUUUAUCAAUUACAUAGCAAAGGGUACAAUGAAAAUAAGCGCUCUUGUGUUUGUGUAUUUACACACUACAAAACCAUUUGAACUGUUCCUAAAACCCUCAUUUUAGCUAAAUGUAUUGUUUGAUACUGUUGAUCAAAUUGUAUAUGUUACAAACAGCAAUGCUCCUACUUGCCAGCUAGCCACAAAUUUUUCAGUAACCUUAGAGAACCUGUGCUAUCUGCUCCCCUGUGGUGCUUGCUGGGACGGGUCACUACAUGCAGCUUUCCCAGACAAGUUGUAUCAUGACGGCAUUACAUUAGGGCAUGGUGUUUUAAUGGGGAUCUGUGAUCUUGUGACACCUGCAGGCUGUCAGUGCACUGCUCAGCUAUGGAUUUGAAAGCACAGCUUGUACUUGUGCUUCCCUAAAGAGCUGGUGUACUGUGUAGACCACUGGAUGAAAAAUGCUCUACAACCUCAGGAUCACAGCUACAGCAGCUUCCCAACUUGGGCACUAGGACUAAGCAAGCUGGGUAUUCUGGUCUUCUUGUUUCUCAUAGUUACAAACUGGGGUCAAUCAUGCUUGUGACAAUAAUGCUUACGACAAAGAUUCAUCUACUAAAGAUGGAGAUGUUCAUAUGACUGUCACUAGAACAUUCAACAAGCGGUUGCUGUGAUUAAUUCUCAAUUUUCUAAACUGCAAAUAUCACAAAUUGUUCCCAACAAUGCUAUGUUCUGCAACCUCACUGGCUAGCUCAACUCUUGCUCUUUUAUCCAUAUACAGCAUUAUUCAAUGACAAAUCAUAUAUGAAAUGCUCUUAAUGCCAAGAAAACAUUACCAAAAACUGAGGCUAGACAGAGGUGUGUAUACGCCCUUGCUUAGCAAUAAAACAAACCAACCACCCCACUUUUUAGUAGCGAUGACUAAACCAUGGCUGCAAGUCGUACAGAGUUGUGUAUUGUAUCCUUUCGUGUAAACAUGAUUGCUAUGCUUCUCUACAGAUCCCUACAUAAUCCAUCAUGUGAGAGGACAGGGUGCCAUCUGUCUUAGCUCUGUUGCCGUAGUUAAGUUAAUUUGAGGCACUUAAUGUCUGCACAACCAGUCCAGAAUUAUGGAUGGUUAACACUUCUUUGCUUGGUAGAAGUAAUUUCUUUAAAAAAGAAAAGACUACAUUUAAUAUUGGAGUCCUGGCUUACAUAUUUCAGCUGGAAGCACAGAGGGGCUUUGUCAUAUUGGCAAAAGCCAGUCACAUCAGCACUGACUUCAGUGCCAAAGCAUCUCUGUCCCCAUUUAUCACAAUGAUAAUAUUGAUGCAUGAAAACAUAUCUUGGGAAUCCAUUCCAUAGGAGAGUUUCAGUGCUGAAGAUGUUGAACAAGUGCCACAAACAGUUUUUGUGUAUGGUUGUUUUUUUUUUAACUAUUAUUUAUUUAGGCUUUGAAUCAAUGCCUUUUGGUUUCUUGUAUCAAGGAAGGCUUGUGGUGUCAUUUAUUUAUAUGUAUGUAUACAGAGGACAUCGAGAUGGCUAAAUAAUCUUAUUUGUGCUUAAAACCUAAGUAGCUGCAAUUUGCUGAAUUUUGUAGAGUGUCAGAGUAGUGAUACACACCAGAGGUGUUUCAAGGAAGAGCUGAACAAGAAUGAUGUCUUCUGGCAGUUUUCCAAACUCUGCUAAGGAAACAGGGCUUUGCUAAAUAAGAUACUACCCCAAAAAAGCACCUUAAAAUAGAGAAGUUCCUGGCACUAUACUGUUUAUUUGCUUGCAGUCAAGUUUUGAAGCUUUUUAAAAACAGUUCUGCAUCUGCCUUCCUUGUGCCUAUCCUUUCUCAAGCGAGCUGUGCCCAGUGGGAGCACGCAUCUCAACUGCCCACACCAGCAAGCACUGGAAUGCAAAGACAAUACUCGCUCUUUGUACAAAUUUAGGGCUGACAUUCAAGCAAAACACAGUAUAAAUUCUUUGUGGAGGCAUUUUCAUCUUUCAGCCAUAGCUGGAAAGCACAUAAAUGAAUAAUAUUCACUAUUGUGUAAGGAAAGGUGGGGUAAGAACAAAGAAGCAACUGUUGUGUGGCCUCCUUUUCUCCCUUGGAGCAGAUUUCUCCCUUAUCAUGGAAUUCUGAAGUUAAAUUAAGAGCCUGUAGGCGUCCCAGGGGAGUAAAUAAAAACAGAAGUACUGGAAUGUACAGAAAUACUUUCUCCUCUACAGGGCAGCAGUGCAUUUGCCAUUGUUUUCUCCACCCCAGCCCCACUGAGAUUUUUAUAAGAAUCCUCAAUCAAAAGUAAAGCUUGAAUUUUGAACUUACAGAACUUGAUUAAAGUAGAAUAUUCCAAGCACAGCUGCUGUUACCCACAGCAUAAUUUUAGUCGUAUUACAGAAGAUGUUAAAAAGGUGACAGAACGAACCUGCAGCGCAGACAUUUCCAGAAGCACACAACACAGCAGUGUAACUAUAAAUUAUGUUCAUUUUAAUCUUUAUGGAAUAUUUAUCUAAACAUCUGUGAAGUGUAUGGGCAACUUUAUGUUACAGUGAUCAAACCUCUCUCUGUCUCUUAGGUCUUAACGUGCUUCAGUAUAUGCUGAGUGCUCUUUUGUUUCUUUAUGGGAACACCUGUGACUAAAUCAGUUGGUUAUGCUUUUCUAAUUCUUUUCCUUAUGAUUCUUUUGUUGUUGUUCUGCUAGGGUUGGACUGUGAAACAAAAACUUCGGUCCCAAUUUAACAUUAUGUAUUAACAUACUAAACUUUAAACUACAUUUGUGACAAAACGCAAUGGAGCAAAAAAUGGCAAAUGGCAGUGAAUGAGAGGCUUGGUGAGAGAAAACGGAUUGAGUCAUCUUCUGUAUUUUGCUUCAGUUUUCUGUGUAACCUUGUGAAGUUCUCCUGUGGUCUGUAUGAAAUCUUGUAGCUGCAUUUCCUACUCGCUGUGUGUUUGGGUGCAAAGGGUAUGGAAGGUGGACACGGAUUUCCUACCCUAGGGCUAGGAGGUAGCUGAGUUCUGUGCUCCUCAGGAUGAGCAGAAGUGGGGAUGAUUGUAAUGAAGAGCUGAAGCGUUGCAGAUAAAGAUGCACAUGCGUAAGGUCUCAAAGAAUGACAACAGGCCUACAUGAUUGUCAGAGCACUCAUUGAUCUUUUCUCUUAGCACGUUGAACUCAAUCUAAUCUUUUGCGCAAGCUUUGAUGUAUCCUAUGGCACUGUGAGAAAAGUAGUUACAGCAGUGCUAGUUUGCCUGUGAAUACUGUGAUCUUUUACUUUCAAGUCUUGGUUUUCAGGGAGUGGCAUUGCUCACCAGAUUCUGGCUUUGUAAACCUGCCGUGCAAGCACCGUAUGUGUAAAUAUUAUGGAUAUAGCUUGUGGUGAUUGACUGUAACAAUUUGGUUUUAAUCUUUUGCUUUCUAUGUGCUUUGUUUAUAUACUCAUUAAACUGUUUACAUGACAAAA